Molecule: messenger RNA, 3010 nt
Organism: Acipenser ruthenus (sterlet)
Lineage: Eukaryota; Metazoa; Chordata; Actinopteri; Acipenseriformes; Acipenseridae
Product: E3 ubiquitin-protein ligase RNF128-like
Exons: 7
Coding region: 222-1430 (402 amino acids)
Source: RefSeq, a predicted model, not a curated record
UUUAUUGGGCAGAGGAAAGGUUUGCGCAAACUGAAAAAGUUGUUGAACACCUGUCGAAGGGCACUAGUCAGAGUAAAAAGGCAGGUGCAGAGAUUAGACCAUAACACACUCAGACUGAGUUACCGUGGGUCGUGGUGCUGGAGUGUAUUUUGUGGGGUUUAGAUCAACAUUUGGUCGUGUAUCUAACUUUUUUUUUUUUUUUAACAUUUGAUUUCGUCACUAUGAGUUUUCACGGCAAGCGAAGCGUGUGCUGCUGGCUUCUCCUGGUUUGCAUUUUCUAUUUCACUUGCCUGCACGGCUCCAACGCGAGUUCUUUGUGGACCGCUUAUGUGAACAUUUCCUUCGUCGAUCCGCAGACCAACAAGACAGUGUGGGAGGAUGAGGAAAGUGGACUCUAUGGACAGAAUUCGUUCAUUACCAACGCGAACGGGGUAGUGGUUUUGCCAGACCCGCUGCACGGCUGCUCGGAACACACCGUGUAUGAUGUACCCGAAUAUGCAAAGAAAAAGUGGAUAGCCUUGGUUCAGCGGGGAAAUGGAUGUACAUUUACCGAGAAAAUCACGCAGGCUGUUUUUCGGGGUGCUGUUGCGGUGGUAAUCUUUAACUACCCCACUUUGGGAAAUGAAGUCAUUGAAAUGUAUCACCCAGGGGCGAAGGACACAGUUGCCAUCAUGGUUGGGAACAGCAAGGGCAUGGAGAUCGUGCAGCUGAUGCACAGCGGGGCCCAGGUCACCCUGACCAUCAAGGUGGGCAAGCAGCAUGGCCCCUGGAUGAGCCAUUACUCGGUUUUCUUCAUCUCCAUCUCCUUCUUCAUCGUCACCGCUGCCAUCGUGGGAUACUUCAUCUUCUACUCUGCCCGUCGGCUCCACACCUCCAGAGCGCUGAACAGGAGACAGAAGCAGCUCAAAGCGGAUGCCAUGAAAGCCAUCGGCCAGUUGGAGGUCCGAACUCUAAAGCCAGGCGACAAGGAGAUUGGAGCAGACGCGGACAGCUGUGCGGUUUGCAUCGAGGUCUACAAACUGAACGAUGUCGUGCGCAUAUUAACCUGCAACCACCUGUUCCACAAAACCUGCAUUGACCCCUGGCUUCUGGAACACAGAACCUGCCCCAUGUGUAAAUGUGACAUCCUGAAGGCUCUGGGCAUUGAGCCUGAUGAUGAGGAAGCUAGUGAGCCAGUUCAAAGUGUGCCAGUGCUUAGCAGCGCCCCUGAAAGCAGCGCCCCGCUCCCCACAGAGGAUGGCCUCAGUGAGACCGCCUCAUCGGGGUACGCCUCUGUACAUGAAGUGGACGAGCGCGUGUUGGAGGAAGAGAAUCCGAUUCCAGCGAACAGCGUGGUGAGGAUGGAGGUGCUCCCACACUACGACAACCUCACCUUUGAAACGGAGGAAGAUGCCCCUCGCUAUGACAACCUGCAGCAAGUCCAGACCUGAGCUGCUUCAUGCACAGGAGUUUCAGGACGCUGCUACCUGGGGACCAGGCACACAAAUCGGUCAUACCCUUAUCUCCUGGAAAUGCUCUAUCGUGACGCUGAUGUCACUAAACCAAUAAUUAACUGUAGGUUUGACCUACUCUUAAAUCAGGGAUGUAUUAGAGUUUGAGAUGGUUAAAACGAGGAUCUAAUUUAUAAAAACCCUAAAAGCAAAACCUUUGCUCAUGCAUUGAUUUUAUUUUAUUAAUAUUCUAUGCACUUGCUUCAUGUAUAUAGAAUGACUAGAAAGUGGACAUGUUUGCAUAGGCUAAAGGGCUUUUAAGGAUUUUUAUUGUUUAAUUGUAUGUAAAUUUUAUUAUACAAUUAUCUCGUACUGAAAUUUCAAGCUUUGCGAAAACACAUUCGUGGAGCAGUAAUAAAUGCAAUGUGUUUUUUAAUGGUUCUGAAUCAACUAAUCUUUGCCAUUUAAGUGGCACACAUUGUUCCAGUCUCUGUUUAGAUAAGUUCAUGUGAACUUAAAUGUUUAUAUAUGGUUUGUCCAAAUGGUGGUGGUUGUGUUUGGGUGUGUUUUUUUUUUAAACCAGGCCCAGCGUUUUGCCUCCCAGAGAGGGAUCUGUCCAGUUCAAACUGGCACCCCUGUGGUUCAAUCUAUUGGUCUGUUUUGCAGUAAAAGGGCAUCAGCAAUACUGUAAGGGACAAAGUAACUUUUGGUUUUAAAGCUAUACAGUUUAAUUUUAAACUGUAUAGCGUUAUAUUGGUAACUAUUGUAAAUAAAUAAAACAAAAAAUACAUUAAAUAAAUUUGAAUAGGUGUCUGCUUUAGUCAGGGCUAUGGUACCAGAACAAGAUGCAAUGGCACCUGUGCUUAAAACAGCAAUGCUGCCCCCUGCAGAGCUGUUCUUUGUUUGUGUUCUUCAUAACACCCCCCCAGCAGGUGUUCCUAAAGUAUCCCUCGGUGAAAACCUAUACAGGUAAUUGGUUUAUACUAAUCAUUAGUCUUUACUUGUGGUGUAACAAGUCCUUGACACAUGGUGGGUUUUAUUGUUGUGUGUUUUUUUUUUUUGGUGAGUCAUUCAUACCCUUAUCGUUUUUAUGCUUCACAUUUAAAAUGCACAGCAGCACCGAUUUUGAUAUGUAACCGAAGCAUGUCCAAUUCCUGAGCACAGGCUUACAUUUGUUUGAUUCACUAUCUGUUUACUUGAUUGCCUUAACUUUUUGAAACCACAUGUGUUUUUUUUUUGUUUUGUUUUUCCAAAUCCAGACUGCCUGCACUUUAUUUAAGCUGUUCUCUGUAUUGUAAUACUGUUGUGACAUUCAUCUGUAAUGUUACUGUGAGAUCAGGAAGAUGGGACUCCUCCUUUUCGUCUCUUUCCACAUAGCUACUGCACCACGGUGGACUGGCUUAGACAUGUACUCCAAAGUAUUUCAAUCAAUCAGAAAGACUUCGUAUUAGUUCUCUUUCCUGCUAUAUCUAUCUGUCAAGAGUAGGGUAUUUGAUAACUGAUGUACAUAUAAUUAAAGCUUUAUAAUAAAGUAAAAACCACACUGAAACAAAUUGUAAAUAAAUUCCUUCACUAUUAAA